ACUUCGCGGGGAAGACUAGCACUGUUUCUUGGACCGAUGCAGACAACAAAAUCUGUGUCAUUUCAUUGCGCCGGACCACUGUGGUCCGGAUGCUCUGAAUCGCGACUUCAUGCGUGACAGUGCAGUAUACAGCCGGACGUACAUAAGAGCUCUCUUCUCCACGUCUGGGGAAGCAUCAGAUCGUUACUCCACAAGUUCAGCAAGUGUCUCCACAAAACAUGUCGAACGAGCUUCACCUUGAAGGCGCUGGCCACGAUGCAUCCCCACAGAAAAAGGGAGUGUAUAAGGAGCUGCGCGCAAACCCAUACCUGCUAGGGUUGUCGACAUUUGCAUCACUUGGAGGUUUCCUCUUCGGUUACGAUCAGGGCGUGGUGUCAGGAGUUCUGACGAUGGAGAGCUUUGCUGCAUCCUUCCCUCGGGUUGCGCUCGACAGUAGUUUCAAAGGCUGGUUUGUGUCUACGCUGCUGCUGCUAGCCUGGGCUGGCUCUUUGAUCAAUGGCCCUGUUGCCGACAAGUUUGGUCGCAAAGGCUCGAUUAUUAUCGCUGUUGUUAUAUUCGUUAUAGGCGCCGUACUCCAGGCUGCCGCAAUGAAUAUUGCCACAGCUUUUGCUGGGCGAGGUAUUGCGGGAUUUGCUGUCGGCAUGUUGACUAUGAUUGUACCCAUGUACAUGUCUGAAGUGUCAACCGCUGGCGUCAGAGGAACGCUCGUGGUGCUUCAGCAACUCUCAAUCACCCUCGGUAUCCUUGUCAGCUACUGGCUCGAGUUCGGCACGCAAUACAUCGGCGGUACUCGGUGCGCACCCGAUAUUCCAUACACUGGCGGUACUGCAUCGGCACGAACCUUUGAUCCUCGCGCCGACGUUGGUCCCAACGGCUGCACCGGUCAGUCAGAUGCAGCAUGGCGUGUGCCUUUUGCUCUGCAAAUCAUCCCAGCUCUUGUCCUUGGGAUCGGUAUGUUUUUCUUCCCGGAAAGCCCAAGGUUCUACUGCAUGCGCGACAACGAUUCGGCUGGAAUUGCUGCUCUAGCUCGUGUUCGUCAAGCCAACCCCGAUGAUGAAGCACUGCAGAAAGAGUACCUCUCAGUCAAAGCUGAGGUCAUGUUCGAGCAGUCGUACAAUCGCGAGAAGUUCCCCGGCAAAUCUGGCGUGUCACUCUAUCUCGCCGGCUACAGCACGCUCUUCUCCACGUGGCCAUCAUUCAAGCGCACAGCAAUCGGGUGCUGUGUUAUGUUCUUCCAACAAUUCAUUGGCUGCAAUGCAAUCAUCUACUACGCCCCGACCAUCUUUGGCCAACUAGGGCUCACUGGUAAGACUGGUGGCCUUUUAGCAACCGGAGUCUAUGGUAUCGUGAACACGCUGUCCACACUCCCUGCGCUCUUCCUCAUUGACAAAGUUGGACGUAAGCCCCUUCUUCUCUGCGGUGCUGCAGGAACUUUCAUCUCGCUUGUCGUUGUGGGUGGAGUCAUCGGCGGAUACGGAGAUACCCUCAAAGAUCACCCAGCAGCAGGUUGGACAGGUAUCGCGUUCGUCUACAUCUACGAUGUCAACUUCUCAUACUCUUGGGCGCCCAUCGGCUGGGUUCUGCCUUCCGAGAUCUACAAUCUCGGCAACAGAUCGAAGGCCAUGUCGCUCACUACAUCGUCGACAUGGGCCUCGAACUUUGUUAUCGGUCUAAUCACACCUGACAUGAUUGAGUCGAUUGGCUAUGGCACCUACCUCUUCUUCGCGGCAUUUGCGCUGAUUGCGUUUGCCUUUACCUGGUUUAUCAUUCCAGAAACGAAGGGUAAAUCCCUUGAGGAGAUGGAUGCUGUAUUUGGAGAUACCACUGCGCACGAGGAGAAGACCAGGCUGUAUACUAUUGCAGCCAGUCUCGGAAUUGAGGAGGCGGCAGCUGCGGUCGACGACGAGAAGCUGGAGAAGGCAGUCCAGUUGGAGAGCACGAAGAUGUGAAGGGAUCACAUAGGUCCCGAGUAGUGACACGUCCAACCAGCUGCUUGGCACUUUUGUAGGAUCCAACCCAUCUUCUUCCCAGCCAAUAAGCUGCAGGAAUACGACUGAAUACCUUCUUCAAAGCGUGUCCAUGCCAACGAGAAAGCGCCUCCUUGUUUAAUGCU
Boeremia exigua is the source of this 2113-nucleotide messenger RNA. Its product is annotated as general substrate transporter. Gene Ontology annotation, molecular function: carbohydrate:proton symporter activity. The transcript is spliced from 7 exons. Bases 219 to 1949 code for a protein of 576 amino acids. Gene Ontology annotation, cellular component: membrane. The record is from RefSeq and is a predicted model, not a curated record. Gene Ontology annotation, biological process: carbohydrate transport; transmembrane transport. NCBI's taxonomy places the organism in Eukaryota, Fungi, Ascomycota, Dothideomycetes, Pleosporales, Didymellaceae.